This is a messenger RNA of Staurois parvus, 455 nucleotides long. Lineage: Eukaryota; Metazoa; Chordata; Amphibia; Anura; Ranidae. The record is from the annotation of a GenBank genome assembly.
CAGGUACCGGAUUGUCUGGCUCGACAGCGGGCAUCGGGUCACCAGGUAUGACAGCGGGCACUGGGUCACCAGGCAUCAGGUCAUUUGGCUUGCCAGCGGGCACCGCGUCAUCUGGCAAGGCAGUGGGCACCGGGUCACCAGGCAUUGGAUCGUCUGGCUCGACAGCGGGCACUGGGUCACCAGGCAUCAGGUCAUUUGGCUUGCCAGCGGGCACCGCGUCAUCUGGCAAGGCAGUGGGCACCGGGUCACCAGGCAUUGGAUCGUCUGGCUCGACAGCGGGCAUCGGGUCACCAGGCAUCAGGUCAUUUGGCUCGCCAGCGGGCACCGCGUCAUCUGGCAAGGCAGUGGGCACCGAGUCACCAGGUACGACAGCGGGCUCUGAGUCAAUUGGCACGACAGCGGGCACCGGAUCAGGUACCGGAUCAUCUGGAUCAACAGCGGCAUCGAGUCAACUG